Messenger RNA from Raphanus sativus (radish), 699 nucleotides. Its product is annotated as probable thionin-2.4. NCBI's taxonomy places the organism in Eukaryota, Viridiplantae, Streptophyta, Magnoliopsida, Brassicales, Brassicaceae. Gene Ontology annotation, biological process: defense response. The transcript has 3 exons. The coding region runs from base 37 to 450 and encodes 137 amino acids. The record is from RefSeq and is a predicted model, not a curated record.
UUUCUUUAACGUGAAAGAUUUGUAAUCAGUCAAGAGAUGGAAAGCAAAACUGUGAUUUUAAGUGUGCUGUUCGUGAUGAGUCUGAUCAUGGCGCAAACUCAAGUAGAUGCGAUGAGCUGCUGCCGGGAUGCUACAAGUAGAACCCUCUAUGACACUUGCCGUUUCACGACAACUUCAGCAGCCACAUGUGCAUCAAUCUUUGGAUGCUUAAUCGUUGACAAUACAUGUCCUCCGGACUACCCAUAUUGGGGUUAUGAUCUUCUCGAAAACUCUGCUGGUGCUAUCAAUGAAUACUGCAAUUUGGGGUGUGUCUCCUCUGCGUGUGGUGCCUUAACUACACUCCGGAACUCCGACCCAAAUGCAAUUGUGAAUGGAGCGUUUGAACAAUGUGCAAAGGCAUGUUCCACCUUCUGUACUAAGGGCUCUAUGACAGCAGUUGAAGCUGCCUAAAUAAGCAAAUCGACGAUCUGAUUGUUGUUUUUCUUAUUUUCAAUAACUAUUUGGUAUCCGAAGAAAAUAAUAAUGCUAUACUCUAGUGCUAGUAUAUCUGAAUAAGUUAAUGUUUCGUUAUGUGUCGUGGAAACUAGAAAGUCGUUGAUCGUAGAUUGUAUAUGCAAUCUGCAAUCUGCAAUCUGCUUAGGGCUAGUACUUGCUAUUGUAUAAUAUAAAUAAAGAAUAGUGCGUCCCUUUUCACGACUA